Molecule: messenger RNA, 1953 nt
Organism: Merops nubicus (carmine bee-eater)
Lineage: Eukaryota; Metazoa; Chordata; Aves; Coraciiformes; Meropidae
Gene: CAST
Product: calpastatin
Exons: 23
Cellular component (GO): cytoplasm
Molecular function (GO): calcium-dependent cysteine-type endopeptidase inhibitor activity
Source: RefSeq, a predicted model, not a curated record
CCCACACCAACAACCAAAAUGGAAGAGGGAAAAAACGCGCAGUCGACCAAGCCAAAAGACUCUCAAAACAAACAGCCAUCUGAAGAAAGGCAAAAGGAACCCAGUGGUGCAAAAAGCCAAACCUCAUCUUCUGUGACUACCACUUCUAAUCCAAAUAAUACAGGAAAAGUUGCUACAACUGCAGGUGACCAGCCUCCACAAGCAGCCUCUGCAGAGGCAGCAAAGCCUAAGUCUGAGAAGGUGUCCACAGUGGUUGGUGCUGCGGGUGCCCAGGCAGCCAGUGCAAGUGUGGGUGCUGCAGCUGAUCAGUCCAGUCCUGAGCCUGCUAUGGAUGAGUCGGCACUCGAUAGCCUAAUAGAUUCCCUGGGUGGACCUGAAGAAGAUGCUCCUGCCAGUCCUGUUUACACUGGCCCAGAAGUUAUGGAAGAUGUAUCUUCAAGAUACUUGGAAGAACUGGGUAUACGGGAAAGCAGUCUGCCUCCAGAGUAUGUCAAAUUGUUGAAGAGCAAAGGGGAUGGCAAAGAUGGAGUCCCACCAAAAGCAGAUGAACGAGAUGAAAAACCAAUGACAGAUGAUGAGCUUGCAGAGGCCCUGUCCUCUGACUUCAGCUGCACUGCUGCUGCCCAAGGAGAGAAGACAAGUCUGACAGAGAAACCAAGUAAGGAAGGAGAAAUUGUGCAAGCACAAGCAGCAAGUUCAGUCAAGGCCUCAGCUCCUCCUAAGGAGGAGAAGACAAAAUCAGAAGAGGCUAUUAAAGAUGAUGCAUUGGAUGCUCUUCUUGACACUCUUGGUGGACCUGAACCUGAACCUCCACAAGAUGUCACCCCUGUUGUAGAGGUGCCAGAGGUAAAAUCUAAAGAGAAAAAAGAAGAGAAGCUUGGGGAACGUGAUGAUACGAUACCUCCAGAUUACAGGUUAACACCAGAGCUGGAUAAACAUGGAAAACCAAUAUUGCCGAAGCCUGAAGAAAAACCUAAGCCUUUAAGUGAAUUGGAUCUUGUUGAUGAGUUUUCAAAAGACUUCUCCUGCCCCGCACAGCCUGCAGCACACCCCAAACCAGUGGAGCCCAGCAGCACAGCCAGAAAGCCUGUGGAUGCUGUGUCUGCAAGAGCUGGUAAGGACGAGGCCGUCCCUCGAGCCACGGCUUGCACGGUGCAGUCCUCAGCUCCAGCAGCUGUGUCCUCAGUUGGUCACGUGGCAGAUGAAGCACUGGAAGCCUUGUCCAGCAGCCUGGGAAAGAGGGAGCCUGAUCCAGAUGAAAGUAAACCUGCUGUGGACAAAGUGAAGGAGAAAAACAAAAAGGAACAACUCAAAAAACUGGGCGAAGAUGAAGAGACAAUUCCUCCAGAUUACAGAUUAACAGAAGCAAAAGAUAAAGAUGGAAAACCACUCUUACCAAAACCAGAAGAAAAAUCCCAGCUGAUGAGUGAAAAUGAUCUUCUGGAGGGUUUGACAGAAGGGUUUUCCUGCUCUCCAUCACCACCUGCACCAUUGCCUACACCAACUGUAAUAAAGACAACCAAGGAGAGCGGGAAGGCCGCGGGGUCCUCAGACGUCAUCUCUGCUGCUACAGCUUCUUCAGUGCACUCAGCAGCUCCUCCUGUUCCUGCCCUGGGAGGAAAAGAGAUGGAUGAAGCCUUGGAUCUCCUGUCUGACUCCCUGGGACAGAGGGAACCUGACCCUGAUGAGGGCAAGCCAGUUGUGGAUAAAGUAAAGGAAAAGGCUAAAUCUGAACACAGAGACAAACUUGGAGAAAGAGACGAUACCAUCCCACCUGAGUAUAAGAAACUUCUGGAGUCAGGUGCACAGGGUAAGCCAGUGAAGCCAGCAGCAAAGGAUGAUGUGAAACCCAAAGAACAAAAGGAGCCUACAGAUGACUCUGCAGCUAUUGAUGCCCUCUCAGGUGACUUUGAUACUUGUGCAAAGGCUCCUGCCACACCACAGCACUCAAAG